AUGGCAGAGAUGCUAGGUGGAUUUCAGAACAUUCCUACUCCUGCUCUGAUCAAUGUCUACGAUCAGUGGGCCAAAGGCGGUUGGGGUGCCGUCCUAACAGGGAACGUCCAAGUCGAUGUAAACCACCUCGGGUCACCCUUCGAUCCCGCCCUAUCAGGGGAAUACAUUGACGCCGAAACCAACAAAGACUUGUUCGAGCAGUACCGCAAGUAUGCCGAAGUCUCGCAGGCCCAUGGCACUCCCGCUAUUGUACAGCUUUCCCACCCCGGUCGUCAAUCCCCGCGCGGCGCAGGGCGCAAGGGGCUUUUGGGGUCCACGAUGGCGCCUAGUGCUAUUCCAUUGGAUAUGGGUGCUGGUUUUGUGCAGCGCUGGCUAAGCUGGCUUGUGUUCCCCCCGCCGAGAGAGAUGACGCAGGGGGAUAUCGAAACCGUCACCAGGCAGUUUGUCGAUGCGGCGAGGCUGAUGGCUGAUGCCGGGUUUUCGGGGAUCGAGUUGCAUGGGGCGCAUGGUUAUCUGAUCGAUGCCUACGGCGGCAGCGCCGCAAACAGGGCCAGAUUCGUUCUCGACAUCAUUGCGCAAACCCGCGCCGUCGUCCCGUCCACCUUCUGCAUUGGCAUCAAAUUCAACUCAGCCGACCACAACUCCUCCAGCUUUGAAGACACCAUGACCCAAAUCGGCCUCCUAGUCGAUGCAGGCAUUGACUUCAUCGAGAUCAGUGGCGGAAGCUAUGAAGAUCCCAAGCAAGCAGAAAAAUCCGCCCGGACCGUCGCCAGAGAAGCCUUCUUCCUUGAAUUCGCCGCCGCCGUGCGCGAGCGCUACCCAACCCUUAUUCUAAUGCUAACCGGGGGGUUCCGCUCUCGUGCCGGCGCAGACUACGCCCUUUCCCAGAACGCGUGCGACCUUGUCGGCAUUGGGCGUCCUGCGGCAAUUGACCCGCAUUUUCCAAAGUUGCUGCUCGAUGAGAGCGUGCAGGAAAGUGAGGCGCAGUUGCAUUUGAAUAGGAUCCCUGUGCCGUUCUGGGCGAAGUGGAUUCCGCUUGCUGCUAUAGGGGCUGGAGCGGAGAGCAUUCAACGGAUUGCCAAAGGAAUGAAGACUAUUGUACCGUUAUAG
Molecule: messenger RNA, 1110 nt
Organism: Aspergillus nidulans FGSC A4
Lineage: Eukaryota; Fungi; Ascomycota; Eurotiomycetes; Eurotiales; Aspergillaceae
Exons: 5
Coding region: 1-1110 (369 amino acids)
Molecular function (GO): FMN binding; oxidoreductase activity
Source: RefSeq, a predicted model, not a curated record